Molecule: messenger RNA, 5397 nt
Organism: Babesia bigemina
Lineage: Eukaryota; Apicomplexa; Aconoidasida; Piroplasmida; Babesiidae
Product: eukaryotic initiation factor 4G middle domain containing protein, putative
Exons: 1
Coding region: 1-5397 (1798 amino acids)
Cellular component (GO): eukaryotic translation initiation factor 4F complex
Molecular function (GO): translation initiation factor activity; mRNA binding; protein binding
Source: RefSeq, a predicted model, not a curated record
AUGGACCGUUACCCGAAACGCCCCCAGAAAAAGCCCUCUGCCGUCGCUCCGGCGCCGCAGGGGCAAGCCACUCCUCUUGAGGGUUCCGCUGACUUCGUCGCUAUGCGUGGUUCCUCCAUUCCCGGUUCCGGCGACCUGGUUGAGAUGAGGCGCUUCCCGCGUAAUCGCAGCUACGGUAAGUCUAGCUUCGUUGAAGGACGUGACCGUGCGUCGUUUUAUAGAGGUCCUCGAAUGGGUAAGUGUGCUUCCGAGGAUUACCACGGUCCUCGUGCUCGGGACUUCGAGCACCGCAUGAGGUACGGCGACAUGACGUCUCGUUCGGGUGAAGUGGUGGAAGGCAACAUUUUUGUUGAGAGAGGCGACGUCCAAACUGUGGUUGACCCCGACGGUGAUGUUAGGUCUUCCGGCGAGCCCGUGGUGAGAUCCGCUCGUGAUUCGCAUGCGAAUGCGCAUCGGGAGCGCAGCAACAGGAACUACAAUCGUGCAGGCGGUUAUCAACACCGGCGCCCUAAUUACGAGGGCGGUGAGGUGUCCUUCGCGAGCGGUCGAAGGUCGGCAGACAGGAUGGUCGCCCCCCCCGAGGUAGACACACAGACCAAACUGCCGUCGCCCGUGAGUGGAGACGUCCAGCAGGUGUUGAAUAGUGAAUCGAUAGAGGCAGCUAUCCGUGAGGAAGUUUCGCAAGAGUUUCUGCGUGACGGCGAAGGUAGCGGCCGCAUGAUCAUGAAUGAGCCGCGUGCGCCUCGCUCCGGCGCUUUCGGGCGCCUUAUGAAGCCGUCAAAAGGCAACCAGCAGCGCGGGUACCGGAUGCCCCAUCACAUGUUGGACCGCUCUCCAAUGCGCAACAAGGUCGCCGCUCCCUUCAAUAGGCGUCCGUAUCGUUAUGACCCGAUGAUGCCUGAGAUGCGCGCGAACAAGUCUCCGCGUUCGCCACGUUACGGCAUGAUGCAUCGUGUGGACUCGGGUAUGAAGGGCGAUUCGCGGUAUGGUACCCCUUCCAACGGCCUCAUGGAGCGUCCGUCCCACGUGCACCCGAAGUCGCCUUAUGUGUCGAAGUUUUCUCCGAGUCGCCACCCGGGUCCGGCGCCGUACGGCAUGCCCGUGAACGGCGAGAUGCGUCCUGGCAGUGGUGAAAUGUAUGGCGUGCCGAUGGAAGACAAUGUGGGCCGCGUUGCGGCUCCGGGCCACAUGCCAAUGAACGGCGGUGUUGCGCGUCCGGUGUAUCGCGGCGGCGUGCCGGUGGGUGGUGUGUCUGGAGUGCCCGGGUUACCUGUGCCUGGCAUGGUUCAGGGUAUGUCGUCCAUUCCAGUGGGUCAGUAUGUUCCCCCGCGUUGGGUAGGUGCGCCUGCUCCCCAGGGGCCGCCGUUCGGCCCGCCCGUCACCCCUAGCGUGGAUGCAUCAGUCCAGAACCCGGUGUUCGUGCCUCCGGCGGUGGCACCUCCUCGCGUGAUGCCGGUGCAUAUGCGGAAGAGUUCGGCAUUCCAGAUUCGUAACCCCACCACUGGUGAGGUUGUGAACUCCGACGCGAAGGCCCCCAAGGUUGUUAAGCCUAAGCUGGAGACGAUCACCCCUCCGUCUGGGGGUAUGGUGGUACAUCCAGUUGGCGAGCCUGUGACCCCGCUGAACCCUAUGAACGGUGGAGGAGCGCCUCCAGGUGAGUUGGCUCAAGGUCCGCCAGUGGGCGUUCCAAUGUUGAUGCCACAGCUUAGCAUUCCACAACAGUCUUCUCCGGUUAUGCCUAUGGGCCAGGUUCCGCAGCCGUGCUCUACUGUUUACCCGGUUAUGUACCCGCCGAGCGCUACCCCCGGUUACGUGCCGAUAACUCCAGUGAUGUACACGCCUCCUCCUCACACUCCGAUGACGUCUGGGCGCAUGGAAGAGGAUGAGCUUGGUUUGGAAGACAACCACGAUCCGCGUCAUUUCCCGGUGGCUUCAACUCCAUCUCAGGUGAUGAACUAUGCCAAGUUCGUUUCGACUCCGCGCACUAACUCGCAAGGCUCUAUCGGUGGUACGGUCCCGGUUACUGUGAACGCACCCACUCCGAGCAUUGACACUGAGUUGCGUACGGCUAAGAACCGCGUUUCUAACAAGGCUGUUGAGCUGGACGACAAGCUGUUUGGGCUUUCUGACCGCCACCCCCUGUGCGACAACACCAUCCGUGUGGCAGUUCGUGAUCGCAUCUCUAAUCGCAGAGUGGACAAUUCAGCGUACGCCGAACCGGAGCGUGACUAUGCCGUUGACUCUGGUUACAUGUCUGACGACGAGUCGGUGGAUUCCCAUAUGGAGCGCGGCGGCGCAAAGGCUGAUUCUUCGAGGCGCGUCUCUCGUGGCGAUGCUCACGUUGGUCGUGCUAGUGGUCAGCCCGGCUCAUCAAGUGGGUCCGAGGUAUCAGGUUCAUCGCCAGCUGCCGUGGGUUUCGACAUGUUAACGUUGGACUCCGUGAUGAGGGAUGAGCUGUCGCGUUUUACACGUGUUUCUGGUCGUUCGAUUGCCGUGGACGGCUCUGCGUCUACUGACUGCAAGAGCUACGCUUCAUUACAUUCGAGGAUCGGCGACAACAUGGGCGACUCUCGCAGCAAGACGUACUCCUGCAGAGCAUCCCGCGGUUCCGACAGCCCCAUGGAUAUUGAGAUAGACGUCACUAUGAUCGAGGCUUACGCCAACAAACAAGCAGAGGAUGGCAGUGACAUGUCACCUGAGCGUUUUGCCGAUUCUACGUCAGCUGUGGCAGGGUCCGUGCCUGCCGGGGCGCAACGUGAGUUCAGUCCCUACGACUCUCACGUGCGUCGCAUCUAUCAUGACGUCGCCAAGCUUCAUGACAUGGGCUUCAUGGACUCCGUCCCGGAGGGUUACUACAUCGGCGCCGACUUGAUGAAGAGGGAGGACGACGAGGUUGCUACCGGCUCCCCAUCUGCGUAUUCUGGCGUGGAGAAUGCUAGACUGGAAGGCACACGUGGUGCUUCUGGCCGCAAAUUGGCUAAAUCCGCCGUUGCGAAUGUGGAGAGUAUUGAUGGACCUUGCGAUGUUUCGGAGGUCACUAGCCGUGAAUCUGCUGCUGCUGCCGGAACUGCGGGAUCGACAGAGACUGCACCGGUUUCGCAAACGAAAGCAUUGGUGGAUGAAGGUUUCAGGGCGCCUUUUGGCAAGGGUUUCCACGACGACAAGGCGUUCGCUGGUAUUGCGGACCCAUCCACAAGUGAGCAUAUGAUAACUGAGAAGGAUCUGUUUAAGGGCGUUGUACUGGGCGUCGGCGAGGCUGAGGGCGCGGUUCUGCGUCCCGGCCCCCUGCUGCUACCGCAGCGUCAAAAAUCGAAUAUCGUGUACACGGCCGAGGACAUGCUGGCAUAUGCGUUUGCGUCUGGCGCUGCGUUCAACAGCCUUUCAUUGGGCUUCAGGGUUGUUAACGUGGGCCAUGGUUCUGAGGGAGGGCGUGACCAUCGCGAGUCACGCGGCCGUGCGUCGGGCCACUUUUCGCAUGGCGGCGCGCACGCAUCGCAGGGUUACGGCGCGAAUGCCGGUACCCAACGACCGAGGUUAUUCGAGCGCACUAAGGCUGACAACAAAUGGCGUCGCGAUGCUAAGCCCGAAGUUCCCCGCGUAUCUCCUUUCAAGAAGCCUGACAUCAGUCGUGAGGAGCAGUUUAAGCGUUCCGUUCGCAGUUUGCUGAACAAGCUGACUGUGGAGAAGUUCUUGACAGUGGCUGAGAAGUUGGCUGUGAUAUACGAGAACUUAACAAUUGAGGAUGACGUGGUUUCCAUGGUGGAUUUGGUUUUGGACAAGUCGGUGUCCGAGUUGGAUUACAGCGACAUGUACGCCGAUUUGGCGUAUUUGCUUAAAUACCGUUUCAAUUCAGCCUUUGACGUGGGUUCCAAGAGCACGUUGUUCUUCCGUGUUUUGAUGAACAAGUGCCAGGACUCGUUUGAGACGCUGAGUAGCGUGGCGUUGGCUACAAGUUUGGACCCGUCUGCCGCCAACUCUGGUGGCGACGUGCUAGGUGAUUCUGAUAAGGAGGAUAACGACGUGGAUAAGGCUGACGAGAAUGAGUUGUUGGGCUCGGUGAAGAUUCCCCGCGGCCGCACCAAGAAAUGGAUUUUGGGCAACAUUCGUUUCAUGGGCGAAUUGUUCUUGCGUCGUAUAUUAUCUGUUGCAAUAUUGAAGCGUAUCGCUCGUACGCUGCUCCAGAUGGACUCCGACGGCUCUAAGGUGCCGUGUGAGUACCUGGUGGAGAGUUUCCUGGAGCUAAUAACUACCAUCGGUUACACGCUGGAGCAGAACGUGAACGGUCCUGAGAUGUUGAACGAAUACAUGGAGCACCUGGUUCUUCUGAAGAAGCACGGUAACUACAACCUUCGCAUAGUGUACAAGAUCCAGGACCUGAUCGAUUUGCGUUCGAAGCGUUGGGUGAAGAAGGUGUUCAAGGAGCGCGCGACUUCUGUCGCUAGCAUCCACUACGAGGCUAAGCAGGAGGAGCUUAAGGGUGGUGCAAUCCACCUUAACCAGGAGGGCAAGUUCACGACAGCUGGUCGUCAGGCGCAGAGGCACUACACCGAUUACCUGCUGGCGCAGCGCAAGUUGGCCAUGGAAAGAACCGUUAAUGGCGUGUUUGUCGGUAACUCCGAUUCCGCAGCGUCCGGUGGCGACCAAUCGGCCGGUAGCGGCGGUGCAGCGACAUCUCCCCAGCAGCCACAAUCAACUGGCAGUGCUGGAUCCACUGCUCGUGGCGGUGCGGCAUCAUCGUCCGCGCCAGCGAAUGAUAGCCCGUCAGCCAAUGGUGAUAAUAAAUCGUCCCAAGGGGAUGACAGCGCUCGUCGCACGCGCCGAAAGGCUCCCGAAGUGCACUUUGCGAUGGACACGCAACCAAUUUCCGUGGUGACCGAGAUCAUGGAGGUGUUCGUGCAGAAUCCUCGUCCUGAGCGUUUCAUGGUGGAGUGGGAUCAGUUCGCGCCGUCUAGCGAGGACAGUCUUGAGGCUGUGCGUCUCAUGCUUAACAAGUGCGUGAACGCGAAGAGCAUUGCGCUGUCCGAGAGCCAGGCCGACUUGACGGCGUACACCAUCGGUAACCUUAUGAACGACGUGGAUACGAUGGUGAAGGCGUUGAACAUCUUUGAGACUACGUGUUUGGUCCGCAUAAAGGACGAGAUGCUCGACAAUCCUUUGGCGGUGUCUCUGUUCGCUCGCAUUUUGGUUCAAGUUUUAGAUUGUUUCGCUACCAUUCCGGAGAUAACUUUGGAGAAGAUAUUGCUUCCUCCGGAGUUCGAUUGCGCCAUGGAUCUGGCCGUGCAGGUGUUGACUAGCGCUAAGGCCCAGGGUGGCAACGUGGGCUACGCCCGCGAACUGCUUCGCCGCAGCUUUGAGCACUUCAGCGACAAGUCCACGCAGUUCUUGGACGAGAUAUAA